Xyrauchen texanus (razorback sucker) is the source of this 6241-nucleotide messenger RNA. RefSeq names its product type-2 angiotensin II receptor-like. Gene Ontology annotation, cellular component: membrane. Bases 4218 to 5210 code for a protein of 330 amino acids. The record is from RefSeq and is a predicted model, not a curated record. Lineage: Eukaryota; Metazoa; Chordata; Actinopteri; Cypriniformes; Catostomidae. The transcript is spliced from 2 exons. Gene Ontology annotation, molecular function: angiotensin type II receptor activity. Gene Ontology annotation, biological process: regulation of vasoconstriction; G protein-coupled receptor signaling pathway; immune response.
AUUACAGAAAUAUGACAUUGAAUAUACAACUUUUUAUAUUGUAUAAUUUUUACAAUGGUGGAGAAAAAAUGCAACAAAAAUAAUGCUAGUUACUAGAAAAAAUGAACAAUUUGAAAUUUGCUUUGUCCGUCUUGGCAAUACGCAGCGCAAUGUGAUAUUAAGCUUCAGUGGCCUUUACCUUUGAUUUGACAAAUUCUUUGACAACUUUUGUUUCUGACCUUGAAAAGGCUUGAAGUUUUCUUUGGAAAAACUCAGGAGGUUUCACGCUACCUCAGCAUGCUUGGUGUCAAGGUGUCUGCAGAUUUUAGCAGGAUACAUUCUGUCAUUACCUAAAAUCUCCUGGCAAACAACACAAAAGGUUUUGGUGCAUCAACUGAUCCUGUCCAUGUAAAUCCUAAACUUAAAUACUGCUCAUCUUGUAGUCGUCUUUUGGGUUUAACCCCUGAAACUUAAGUAUUUGAAUUUGGUGGUCUCGGAAACCGCUCCACUGUAAUUACAGACUUAUACGUCAUGUAUAUGUCAUUUAUUGGCAGGCUUGAUCAAUUCUUGAUAAAAAAAAUGUUUUUGCCUAUUAUUUUCAGAACUGUUUAAAUAAUUUUUUAAAUAUAAUAUAAUAGUUGAACUCAAUAUAUAUAUAUAUAUGUACUGCUGCUACUGGGUGUCGAUAAAGUAAUUUAAUCCAUACAAUAAAAGUAUUGCUUAACCCAUAUAUUUCCAAAAUCUUAAAAAGAUGGCCGCAACCAGAGUCUGAUCAUUCGCCACUGACCACAUAAUAUUGAUGAAGCAACUAAUGUUACCAGAAGAGCUGCAGCGCCAAAAAAACCCCACCUGAUCUGGAUUUAUAAGAGAUGUCAUAACUUUACUUAAUCAGUUAGCCAGAAUUUUUGACAAUAUUUUUUACGUCUAGCUGGAUCAGGGAAAUUGAACGGUAACUCAUACAUUCGCUUGGAUCAUUGUCCUUUUUAAGAAUCAGACUGAUCCGGGCUUGUGUCGUGUUUGACAGAAGCUCUCCAUUCUUUAAUGAUUUUGUAUAAACAUCUAACAAAUGUGGAGCCAGUUCUGUAGCAUAAUAUCUAAAAAAUUCAGCAGUAAAGCCAUCUGGCCCUGGCGCCUUGCCUGUAUUCAAAGCCUUAAUUACCUCGCCAACCUCCUCCAAGGUUAUCUCAGAAUCAAGAUAAUUUUGUUGCUCAUUCGUCAAUUUAGGGAGUUCUAAUGGUUCCACAAAGUUUCUAAUGUCUUCAUCAUGAAGACAUUAAACCAUAGAGAUCAAGAUAGAAAUCUUUAAAAGCAUUAUUAUUAUCAAUGGCUGAGGUAAAUAUUUCACCACCAGCAGAUUUCACUGAGGGAAUGGUAGAAAAAGACUCUCUCUGCUUUAUAUAUCUAGCCAAAAGCUUCCCUGCUUUGUUCUGAAUAGCCAAAACUCUGCCUUCCACAACAAAAUAGUAUUAUGUCUGUAUUUCAAUUGGGUCAAUUCUCUGAGGCCAUCAGACAAAAUUCAGCCCUUCAGCUCUGCCUUGGCUCUUUUAAUAUUCCCUUCCAACUCCACGAGUUCCUGUGCUUUGUAUUUUUUGAUGAACGAGGCAUACUGUAUGAUCCGACCCUUAAGAACCACCUUAAGUGCCUCCCAAGCCACGCCCACAGAAGAUACUGAGGUCCAGUUGGUCUCCAUAUAGACAUUGAUUGCAGCCUUUAGCAUUUGUUAGCAUUCAGGAUUUUACAAAAGGGAUACAUUAAAGUGGCAACUAUAUAACAUUCUUUUUCAAAGUAAUAACCUUCUUUCUUUUUAUGGGGUGCCCCAACACAUUCACAUUCCACGUGGAGAGACAAUCCACUCAUAUUAACAUUUGACAUUUGACAUAUUAGAAAAAUAGACUGUGUGACCAAAACAAAAUUAUGAAGACCAUGUUCCAACAUUACAGCAAAAAAAACAAACAAUGAACUUCCCCCAGAACAAAAAAAAAAGACAGAAAAAAUACAAAUGAUAUGCAUUAAACCUGCGCACGACAGCGCCAACCGGCGUCCAUCCCUUUAAACUCAAACAGUCCAUGUAUGCCUACGAGAGCCCCUCAACAAAUUUGCUGUCAGAUUGCUCAAGUCUCUCAAGUUUCUAUACAAAUUUUGUGAGACAGGAUUACACAACAGAAACUAAUCUGUAAAACAACUCAAAACAGCCAUUAUGAGGCAUAAGCAUCAAGAGCAUGUGCAGAGAGUGUAUAUUCAUCCACAUAACUGUCCCGAAGGUGUGUUCCUCCACAAAACAAACUCCAGCAUUCCCCGCAAUUAACAAAAAAACAGGCAGUUAUGAGAAGGAAGAGAACAGUCUUGCCCAAUCCCCCCCCCCCUCUUACUCUUUACUCCCUCAUAUACUUCACAUGCGGAGAAUGUGCUCCACUUCCAAAAUGCACAAGUCUGCUUGGGGCAAAGCAAGGAUGAGGAAGCUUGCUUUGAUCAAUCGUAAGCAUGAAAUGCGUGCAAGGGAUUUAAUAAUUCAGAGGAACAGAAGACUUCACUAACUUUGCACCGGAAACUGAAAGGUAUGGUGAAAUGACAGAGUUUUAGUGCAGUGCAGUGCUGUGGGGAAGUUUUUCAAAGAUUUGAACAAUGCCCUUUGCAAGAUGAUUUUAUUCACAAAUUAACCGCUUCUCAAGAUACAGAAUGUAAAAUCAGAUGCAUAUCUGGAGAAUAUAUGAGAUGCAUCAGCCAUGUGUUAGGUAUUAGAUAUAAAUUCACAAUAAUUUCUUUAAAAAAAUUUACUAACAGGUUAGAAACAAUAUAAAACAUGUAGAUGAGGGCAAUGUGUCUAGCAUGAAUUGCACAGGGUUAACAAUUCAUUAUCUUGCAUGUUUAAUAUUCUGUACUGGGACUCCAGAAGUCACUGUAUUUUGUUUUCUUGCCUUCCAUGUAAUCGUGGAUUGACAAUAAUCUUUCUUUGUCUUGAUCUUCAUAAACAGAAAUUACUAGCCUGGAGUUGUCUUGACAGGCACAGCAUUCUGAUCAAGAACAUGUGCUACAUUUGAAAAUAUGACAGGGUUUAUUUUCACCAGCUGUGAACAUAGUUUAGGGCUCAGUUUGUAAUGUUAAUCUUUAUAAAUGGAUUUUUAUGACAGAACAGAGCAGAUAUAAAUGAUGAGAAACUCGAUAUAUUCUACUGUAAGUUUAGGGAGAGAAACAUUCCUAAUGACAUUUCAUAUAUUUAAACUGUACUUGUUUAACAGAUUUUAAAUAUAUAGAAUAAUUUAUUUAGAUUUUAGAUUUAAAUCUACCCACUGUAAAUAACAAGCAUUAAACAGGCUAAAACAACCAAUAUUACCUUUUACUAAAAACUUUAAACUACCAACUAGUUCACCAGAGAAUUUGAUCUAAUUUUCGUUGUGAUAUUACGAAGUGUGAUUUUGAUAGUUUUUUUUAGGUGUCCGUGAGUUUUGUUGUGCAAUAUUGCACACAGUGCCUUAGCUUAAUGGAAAAAUUAUUAACAGAAAUGUUGGCACCUGAUUUUAGUUAUAGUGACUAUAUGGGGGAGUGGCAUUAUAACCCCCUCUCCUACAGCCUCAACAUCUGCAGCCGAUUUUCCAGUCAAUAAAAAAUCUUCAUGUGCCCCAAGCCUAUGUUAACAAUAACCAGAUGUACUGUGGAGUGCAGCCUACUGAGAUCUAUAAAACGCAUCUGCAUUGGGGCCAAACUGACCAAAGCUAUGUUUAUAUGUUUACACACUCACACAUGCUUAGUGGCAUGCUCCAUUUCUCUCUCUCUCUCUCUCUCUCUCUCUCUCUCUCUCUCUCUCUCUCUCUCACACACACACACUCUCACACACACACACACCCACCCACCCAUAAUCACAGAUUCUCUUUCUCACAUCUAAGGGAUUCUACAACAUCAGCAGUUAGUAUGCGGUGAGAUUUUGUUCUGUACUCUACAGCUCUAAUAACCUAAUAGAGAAUAUGUCUGUAGACCAACAUGGGACUAUCUCUUUAAAUAGGGUUGAAAUGAGAUAGUGUUUUUUGUCUCAGAGGACAAGAACAUUACAAACAUAAGGGAUACCAUAGUCACACUCUUUUGAAAACGUUUUCAUGUGUCUCAGCUCAUUUUAGGGCUAAGCAUUCAGGAGUUUCACAAUCUUGUAUAUUCCUAUUUUAGGGUGCAGGAUAUCAAGAAUUUUAAAUGAAGGUUUAAGAACUUCAAAACGUUCCUGUAAGUUCUGCAUAAUCAGCACCGACACCAUGGAAACAGACUCCGCCCAUAACCUGACCACACCCAAUGUGUCAUUUUUGCAUCAUAACAUCACAAACUCACAGUGUGACUACAUGUUGCCCUCGACCACCCAGUACCAGAAGAAAGUGAUACCCACCUUCUUCAGCCUCAUCUUCUUGCUGGGUUUCUUUGGUAACAUGCUUGUAGUGUGUGUUUUGUAUCACAGUUCAGGACGAAGGACCGUCGCUAACACGUAUCUGGUGAAUCUAGCGAUGUCAGACUUGCUCUUCCUGAGCUCUUUGCCUUUCUGGGCUGUGUACUACUCUUUGGAUUAUAACUGGAUUUUUGGGAAGGUUAUGUGUAAACUGUGUGGGGGUCUGCUGACAAUAAAUGUCUACGCUAGUAUAUUUUUCAUCACUUGUAUGAGCGUGGAUCGAUAUCACACUUUCAUCUACCCGCUACACUCCCGGAGCAGUAGAAGUGUGAGUCAGGCCAGGUGUGUUAGCUGCGUCAUUUGGGUCACGGCAGCUCUGACCACACUGCCCACAGUUGUUUUCCGUGACAUACACACUUUCCCUAUAAACAAUGUGACAGCUUGUGUCAUAUAUUACCCCAGUGAGCUCUGGCACACCGGGUUCACUCUUGCGAAGAACACCCUUGGAUUCUUCCUGCCGUUGGUUGUCAUAUCAACCUGCUACAGCCGAAUCGCUGUACACUUGAUGGCCACUUCCAACUACCUGGAGCAAGACUCUGCCCGGUUGGUCCACAUCUUGCGAAUGGUGGUCGCCGUGGUAUUGGCAUUUUUCUUUUGCUGGUUCCCUUUUCAUGUGCUGGCAUUCCUGGGAGCACUGGGAGAGCUGGGGGUGGAGUGGGAUUGUUGGGUGCUCCAAACAAUCAAUAAACUACUGCCAUUCUUCCUCUGCCUCGGCUUUUCCAACUCUGCCAUCAACCCUUUCCUGUACUGUUUUGUGGGAAACCACUUCCGAGAAAGGCUAUGGCAAAUUUAUAGAGAGAUUCCAUAAAAAGAGACACAGAAAAGAGAUUCUAUUAGUACAAGACUGUCUUCCUUCUCCCGGAAACUUAGUGACCUCAAAGAGACUAUGCCUAUGGAGAUUCUGGAGCAGCAAAGAGCCUCCUAGUGGAUAGGAGUUUAAAGUAUACUGUAAUUACAAACAGAAAUGUACAUUUUCAAUAAAAGUCAUUGCCCUAAAUGUUGUUCUAUAAUCAUUGUUUCAUUGGUGCAGCAUGAUCAGAGCAGAUGGAUCUCAUUUAGUUUCAGUUGUUGUUAUGAUUAUGGUAGAUUCGCUGUACCUCUAAAUGUUACAUUUGAGUCUUGUUAAUGGGAUAGUUCACCCCAAAAUGAAAAUGCUGUAAUUAUAUACUAGUCCUCAUGUUGUUCCAAACUUCCCACAACAUAUGAUGUUCUGUUUUCCUUGGAGCACAACAUGAGAUGUUAGGCAGAAUGACAGUCUCAGUCACCAUUUAAUUUAAUUGUAUGGAAGAUGGAGACUGUCAUUCUGGUUAACAUCUCCUUUUGUUUUCCACGGAGGACUGAAAGUCAUACAGAUUUGAAACAACAUAAGGGGUAAAUUAUGAUAACUUUCAUUAUUGGGUGAACUAUCCCUUUAAGUUAUGCUGUUUUGUUUUAUUUCAGAUUGUCAUUCAGCAGUAUGAUGACAAUCGACAUCAUUUUGUUACACAAUAAUAGGCAAAAUUUGCAGACACAUUUAGAUACAUAUCAUUCUUGGGUUGAUCACACUCUCUCCAGGGUGUGGAACUGUUGAUUUUCUUGCAGAAAUCGUGGAAAAUCAUAAUGUUUGAGUACAGCUGUACUGUUGUAAUGUCAGUGUAACUGAUGACAUUAGUGUUGCUAAUAUGAUCAGAAUGUCAUGUACCUGUAUGUAAAAUUAUUUAUAUUGCUGAUGUCUGCCCAAAAGACCCUAAUGCUGUCUUUAAGCUAUAUAUAGGAAGUUACAGCAAUGUAACAAAAAAUCAUUAUAAAUGGCAUUAUAAUUAUAAUGGAACCUAUGUGAUGUCAGUCUGUUUUAUUCUG